AAAAUGCAAAGCAAAGCCUCUGGUCCCUUGAACACUCCCUCAUUCAUUCACAUCACAACACACUGCACUCUCUCUCUCUCUCUACAUUGCCACCAAGCAACUACCCACCAGCACAUGUAGUGGGAGGACAGACAACAUUAUAUCUUGGUGAUCCCUAUGAAGGGAGCUACCUGAACCUGCGAGAGUGGGAGGAUUUUCUUGUAAAAAAAAAAUAAAAAAAAGGUUCUAAACUUGUUUUGGUAUCUGGGUUCUUCAUCUUUCAAGCUCUUAUUACCUUCCUGGGGUCUAGAGCUUUAUCUCUCUAUAAUGGCUCUUUGUACGUCCUCAUUUCCCGCCAAUUUCAGCCGAGCAGUGGCUUUGGAUCUCCACAAGCACAGCUCUCUCACUCCUAAUGUGUUCUUGGGAACAGAUCUAUACUCUCAAUUUCAACACAAGCUCAAUCAGGUCAAGAAAAGGCCAAGUGGGGUUUAUGCAUCACUGUCACACAGAGAGGAGUAUCAUUCACAGAGGCCAGCAACACCUCUCUUGGACACCAUCAACUAUCCAAUCCACAUGAAAAAUCUUUCCAUAAAGGAAUUGAAGCAACUUUCAAACGAGCUUCGUUCUGAUGUCAUCUUCAAUGUUUCCAAGACUGGGGGACACCUCGGUUCAAACCUUGGCGUUGUCGAGCUCACAGUGGCUCUUCACUAUGUCUUCAGUGCUCCUCAGGACAGAAUUCUUUGGGAUGUUGGUCAUCAGUCUUACCCACACAAAAUCUUGACUGGGAGAAGAGACAAGAUGCACACCAUUAGACAGACAAAUGGGCUGUCAGGAUUUACAAAGCGCUCAGAGAGCGAGUAUGAUUGCUUUGGCACAGGCCAUAGUUCAACCACCAUCUCAGCAGGCUUGGGGAUGGCUGUGGGAAGGGACUUAAAAGGAAGAAAGAACCGUGUAGUUGCUGUUAUAGGUGAUGGUGCCAUGACAGCAGGUCAAGCUUAUGAAGCCAUGAACAACGCAGGGUACCUUGAUUCAGACAUGAUUGUCAUUCUUAACGACAACAAACAAGUCUCUUUACCCACUGCUACUCUAGAUGGGCCUAUACCACCUGUUGGAGCUUUGAGCAGUGCUCUAAGUCGGUUACAAUCAAACAAGCCUCUCAGAGAAUUAAGAGAAGUUGCAAAGGGAGUGACUAAACAAAUUGGUGGGCCGAUGCAUGAACUUGCUGCGAAAGUUGAUGAAUAUGCUCGGGGAAUGAUCAGUGGUUCUAAAUCAACGCUGUUCGAAGAACUUGGACUCUAUUAUAUUGGUCCUGUUGAUGGUCACAACAUAGAUGAUCUUGUUUCAAUUCUUAGAGAGGUUAAGAGCACUAAAACAACAGGUCCUGUCCUCAUCCAUGUUGUCACUGAGAAAGGCCGAGGAUAUCCAUAUGCUGAGAAAGCCGCAGACAAGUACCAUGGAGUGGCCAAGUUUGAUCCAGCAACAGGAAAACAAUUCAAAGCCAGUGCUAAAACGCAGUCAUACACGACGUACUUUGCAGAGGCUUUGAUUGCAGAAGCUGAGGCAGACAAAGAUAUCGUUGCAAUCCAUGCUGCAAUGGGUGGUGGAACAGGCUUGAACAUAUUCCACCGCCGCUUCCCAACACGAUGCUUUGAUGUCGGAAUAGCAGAACAGCAUGCUGUAACUUUUGCUGCAGGAUUGGCCUGUGAAGGCAUUAAACCCUUUUGUGCAAUCUACUCAUCUUUCAUGCAAAGGGCUUAUGAUCAGGUAGUGCAUGAUGUCGAUUUACAAAAGUUGCCUGUGAGAUUUGCAAUGGACAGGGGUGGGCUGGUUGGAGCAGAUGGUCCAACACAUUGUGGUGCUUUUGAUGUCACUUUUAUGGCAUGCCUACCAAACAUGGUAGUGAUGGCUCCUUCUGAUGAGGCUGAACUGCUCCACAUGGUUGCAACUGCUGCUGCCAUAGAUGACCGGCCAAGUUGUUUCCGCUACCCCAGGGGAAACGGCGUGGGCGUAGAGUUGCCACCAGGGAACAAAGGCAUUCCACUCGAGGUUGGGAAAGGCCGGAUAUUGAUUGAAGGGGAGAGAGUCGCACUACUGGGAUAUGGAACAGCAGUUCAAAGCUGUUUGGCUGCAGGAGCUUUGAUAGAACAUCAUGGUUUGCGGUUAACAGUUGCAGAUGCACGCUUUUGCAAACCAUUGGAUCAUGCUCUUAUUCGCAGCCUAGCAAAGUCACAUGAGGUUAUAAUCACAGUGGAAGAAGGAUCGGUUGGGGGGUUCGGGUCACAUGUUGCUCACUUCAUGUCCCUAGAUGGGCUUCUUGAUGGCACAGUCAAGUGGCGACCACUCGUUCUUCCUGAUUGCUACAUCGACCAUGGAUCGCCAGUUGACCAACUGGUUCAAGCUGGUCUCACACCAUCUCAUAUUGCCGCAACAGUGUUCAACAUACUUGGACAAACAAGAAAGGCUCUAGAGAUCAUGACAUAGAAGAGAUAUCGGGUUUUUAGUCCUCGUCUCAUCAAUGUACCUAUACGAUCAAAAAGUGAGAAAUUUGAUUUUUCAUCUUUCAAUACUGUAAAAAUUAGUCUUAGCAUAGACAGAGUAUCAAACCUCUUGUAAGAUUUUCAUGGUCAAUUCAUUGUAGCCAACCUAUUGCCAGUUGAA
Camellia sinensis is the source of this 2637-nucleotide messenger RNA. Its product is annotated as putative 1-deoxy-D-xylulose-5-phosphate synthase, chloroplastic. The record is from RefSeq and is a predicted model, not a curated record. Gene Ontology annotation, cellular component: chloroplast. Gene Ontology annotation, biological process: terpenoid biosynthetic process; chlorophyll biosynthetic process. Lineage: Eukaryota; Viridiplantae; Streptophyta; Magnoliopsida; Ericales; Theaceae. Gene Ontology annotation, molecular function: 1-deoxy-D-xylulose-5-phosphate synthase activity.